Osmerus eperlanus (European smelt) is the source of this 509-nucleotide messenger RNA. RefSeq names its product D-dopachrome tautomerase (gene ddt). The record is from RefSeq and is a predicted model, not a curated record. Lineage: Eukaryota; Metazoa; Chordata; Actinopteri; Osmeriformes; Osmeridae. Gene Ontology annotation, molecular function: phenylpyruvate tautomerase activity. The transcript has 3 exons. The coding region runs from base 88 to 444 and encodes 118 amino acids.
AUUGUAAGAACCGCUAGUUUUGCUGACCUUUUCCAGAUUUCACACUGUUCUUACCUUCAGACACUCUUCUGAAACCCGACCAGAACCAUGCCCUUCAUAGAUUUAGAAAGCAACUUACCUGCGAGCAAGUUCUCGGAGGACUUCCUGAAGAAACUAUGUUCAAUGACAGCUGCCGCUUUAGGAAAACCGGAAGAUAGAAUGAUGUUGGUGGUGAAACCUGGACUGCCGAUGCUCAUUGCUGGAUCUUGCUCCCCGUGCGUGGUACUAUCCGUGUCUGCCAUCGGUGUCACAGACACGGCCGAGAAGAACAAGGACCACAGCGCCAAAAUCUUUCAGUUCCUAACGGGAGAACUCGGACUUGGAGAGGACAGGGUUGUGAUCAGGUUCUAUGCGUUGGAGCCUCAUCAAGUUGGAAAGAAAGGAACCGUGAUGAGCUUCCUGUAGAAGUUGCAACAGCUUCAGCAGUGUCAGUGGGAAGGAAACUGAACUGAAUUAAAUUACUAAAUCAA